UGAUGGUGUCGUUGAAGCUCUGCCGUUGCGCUAUCGGCCCCUUACGUCCGGCUAAAGCAGAUAGAGGCAGCCUACUCGUGUUUAUUCAUGAUGCCAUCGUAGCCUGUGGAAACUAAUGACGUUCAAUUGAUUGCGAAACGGAGAUGAGUAGAUAUCGUGUUCAUUUAUGAGGCCGUUGUGUAGCUGGUGACGAAAUGAAAUGACGUCAAACGGCGUGUGAAAUGGAGCUCCGUGCUUCAUGACGAGGAGGAGCCAAUCGUGAUCCUCUUAGUUGCUCCUCUUAAAGCUCAAUUAGUGCUCCUAGCGCGUUAACUUUCCUCGGAAACUACUCCCCAUGCCGAAAAAGAACCCCAAGUCGAAACGCGCGGCGGCGAAAUCCGCCGCGCAGCACGCCGAGGAUGACGAGCCGCCGUCCUUAUCCAUCGCGGCGGUCGCGCGCGCCGCGUCCGAAGCCGUGGCGGCAGACCUAAUGUCGGCGGCAGAAUCCAUGUCUGCCGAUCGACUGCGCGCCGAUGGCGUCAUCUCCGCUCUCCCCGCAAUCUCCGUCUCCGUCCCCGGCGGCGUCGCCGCCGCUUCCGCCGCGAAUGACGGCGCCGGCGUCGCCAUCGCUGCCGGUGGCCGAUCCAGAAGCCUGUCCGUCUCGCCUGCCGGUAGUCCGUCAGCCAUUGCUGCCGCCGCGACUGCCGCUACAGGAGUUGGUUUCACGGCUAAGAGUAACCUAGCUUCCAGUCCCCGUAGCGCCAGCGGCGGCGGCGGAGGCGGCGGAGGCGGCGGGAGUGGGGGGGGGACGGGGAGGAAGCUCCGUGUGGGGCGGCAGCGAUCUUGGCUGCCACGUGGCAGCCCGUCAGCGGCGCAAGCAGCGUCAGCGAGCUCGCCGUUUACAUCGACCCCCUGGCCCAUGUGCAGAUUCCGCCUCUCCACGCUUCUCGAGAUUGCCUUUUCCUUCCUCCUCCUCUUCGUCACCCUCCUGCUGCACCGGGGGGGCUGCCUCUCCCCCUCCUCCCCCGCCUUCCCCCACUGCUGGCGCAACCUGGGGGUCUCCCUCCCCCCAUCCCUCCGCCCACCCCUCCGCUCUGCCCUGCAAGGGGGAAGAGAGGGGGCAGGAAGGGGAGCGCAAGGAGAGGGGGGGGAGGAAUGGGGAGGUCAAGCGGAAGGGGAGGCGGAGCAUGGGGGAAGGAGGAGGGGGGACGAGUGGGUGCUGAGGCCUGACGAGAGGUUCAUGUGGUUCGCCAGCCACGGCGGAUUUGGUAACCAGGUGAUUCAACUGGUGUGGGGCCUUCGACUGGCUGGUCUCUUAAACCGCACGCUGAUCAUCCCUCCCAAGCUCUCGCACUUUGCCAAGUCGUCGGGAAUUGGGCGCUGCGACCGCAACCCCACCAAGCCGGAGAGGACGAGGCACGAUGCAUGGGGGCAUUAUUCCGACAUGAUGCGAGGAGGGAAGGGCUAUGUGUCCAUGUCCGAUGUGCUCGAUUUCAAGACUCUGCCACCCGCCCUCAUCCGCACCAUUGAUCUGCGGCACUUCGCCGCCCGGUUCUGCCACUGUGACGUGGCUGCGGCUUGCUAUGGCACUGGGUGCAGGGAGCUGACUCACGCUCAUAACCAUGAUGCCCACUCACGUAAGGACGACAAGUGCAUGUGGGAGUGUGGGGCCAAGCUAGGGGCGCAGGGGGGGGCGAGUAAGAAGUGGAAGCAGCAGGGGGUGCUGUUUCCCAUUGAUAACACGUGCAAGGAUACCCUUUGGACAAUUGGCAACUAUGCCAGUCUCAAGGACCUGGUGGCAGCAGUGGGGGAGAAGGAGCCAGCAGUGCCCGCCUUUGCUCACAUCAACGUGAAGCGCAACCGCAACGAGCCGGUGCCACUCAACAUCUACUCCACCCUCGGGGACUCGUCUCCUGCCAAGGACAGCAAGGUGCUGGCCUUCCCCUCGCUCUUCCAUCCGCGCAUUGCUGACAUCAACCUGGAGUGGGACGACCGCGUGCAAGCGAUUAGAGAGGCCCCCGUAUCAAUGCCCUUCACGCCCCCCAUAAUGGAUCUGGCGCGUGAUUUCAUCUACAGCAGCAUCGGGCGUCCCUUUGGGUGCAUGCAAGUGCGGGGCACCGACGGCAUGUUCGUCAAGUCGCUAAAGAACACUCUUAAAGAUGCAGAAGCGACGUUAAAAGAGAUGCUUAAGCGCAACCCCAAAGCCCACGCCCCACCUCUCAAGUUCCCCCUUUUCCUUAUGACCGACAUUCCCAAAGCCUCCUGGAAAGGAACCUUCCUAGAGCACCUUGGUGAAUUUCCUGUAGAGCUGUUUACUGUGGACAGCAUAAUGGGGAGGGUUAACACUGCAGCGAGGACGAUAUUAACGGAAGAGAUUGGGCUGUAUGCGAACAGGGGGCAGGUGCACCUGACUGCUAACGGGGCUGCUAGUAUGGGGGAUGGCACUGCUGGUGGUGGCGGUGUUGGACCCCAGACUCCAAAACGACAAGGUAGGCGAAGGCUGGCAUAUGGAGGGGAGGGUGGCAGAGCCAAGCACAUGCAAAGAGCAGAGGAUUUUGUGGGAUUGCAAGAGGUGAAGGGAGUGGGUGAGUCAGGGAAACUGGAGGAACUGGCAGGAAGGCGCAGGCUAGGAGGGGAGGAGGGGAGGGUGGAGGAGCUAGAGGACAUUGUGCUGUUUGUGGAGCAGGCGAUCUGCUGCCAUGCCACCUUGGGCACGUUCACCACCUUCAAGUCCACUGCUGGGAGCCUCGUGCAUGCGCUGAGGCGGGCGGGUAACUGUGUGGUGGAGGAGGAGGCGUUCAGAAAGCAGGGCAGAUAGAGCACGAGGAGAUUGAGGCCAUUCAGCAGGCCAUCUUCUGCCACACCACCUUGGGCACGUUCACGACUUUCAAGUCCACUGCGGGGAGUCUGGUGGUGCAUGCUCUCAGAAGCGCUGGAAUUGUGUUGUUGAGGAGGAGGCUUUCAGAAAGAAGGGCAGGUAAGGGUAUGAGAGCACUUGGCGUCUGGCAGCAGCAACCAGCCUUGUGCAUGUGCUGAACCUCGACUGUGAUACGGUUUUUAGAAGUCUAAAAAACCUAUCUGCUGAGCCUCGUGCAUGUGCUGAGGCGGAUGGAAGCGCUGUGGUGAAGGAAGAGCCGUUCAGAGAGCAGGGAGGGAGGGAGGAGGUGAAGCGGGGGCGGGGGGAGGGGGGAAGGGAGGGACAACACUCAACAGAGUUUCGUGGUGGUUGUCUCGCUUUUCAAGUCCACUGCAGGGAGUCGGAUGCAUGCGCUGAGACCGCCUGGGAACAGUUUUUGAGGCGCCUACAAAACGGUUGGGAACUUGGGAACUGUUGUGGAGGUGUUUAGGAACGAAGGGAGGGGGGUGGAUGAGGGGUGAUGGACGGAUCAUAGGACGGAACGGGCCUUGCAAGUUGCAAGCUGUGUAAUGUGGUAUUGUUGGAAUGGGAGUGACUCAAGAAGGGCUGUGUGGAC
Molecule: messenger RNA, 3452 nt
Organism: Closterium sp. NIES-67
Lineage: Eukaryota; Viridiplantae; Streptophyta; Zygnematophyceae; Desmidiales; Closteriaceae
Source: the annotation of a GenBank genome assembly